Cladocopium goreaui is the source of this 6381-nucleotide messenger RNA. NCBI's taxonomy places the organism in Eukaryota, Dinophyceae, Suessiales, Symbiodiniaceae. The record is from the annotation of a GenBank genome assembly.
AUGGCGGAGGAGGACAAAGGUACCUCUUCAUGGUACAAAGUGCCUACGUGGUCUGGCGACCCAUCGGAAUGGAGAAGCUUCAAACGUGAAAUGGAAUGGUGGUUAGCUUCCUUAGACCCUGAGAGUUGCAAGAAAUACAACGUUGCAGCCCGUUGGGCACUGAGGCAGAGCGGAGUUGUUCGAGCUCGCUGUGAAGAGUUCGACCCUGCAGAUUUGAAAGGAACUACAGAAGUGCGACGUGCCGAUCCUGACACAGGAGCUGAGGUUGUUGCCGAAGAAGCCGAUCCCUUUUCUGGCAUCCGAAAGCUUCUGUCAGCACUGGAAGCUAGCAUGGGUCGCACUGAGAUGGAUCGCAAAGCUGAGUUGCGAAAGCAGUUCUACCAGACGAUCCGUCGCUCUGCAGGUGAAAGAAUCUCCACUUUCUGCACCAGAUACCGAACGCUGAUCGGUGAAAUGCGCAGGGAAGGCAUAACACUUCCUGCGGGUGAACUUGGUUGGUUUCUCAAGGACCGUUUGGGUUUGGACGCACUUCGAAUUCAACUCCUUGACACAGCGCUUCAAGGAAAAGAGGAUUACGAAGAAGUGGAACGAGAAGUUUUGAGGUUGUUUAGAGAUUUGCAUGUUUCUGACCCCCUCUACAAGUCCAAGCCGGUUGGUGGGAAUGACAACAAAUCCUACCCACUUCAACGUUUCCUUCAAAGUAGCAAUCAACAUGGCCCGCGAAGUGGCGCUCCUUCCAGCGCUGGAUCUUCAGUCAAGUCCUUUAAGACUUCCAGCUCCUACCGUUUUGGAAGGCCCAGUUCCUCUGCCAGCAGCGGCCGUCAGGCCUAUGUGGUUGAAGAUGCAACGGAGGUUGAGCCUGAGGGCGAUGAGGAGCUGAUUCCUGAUGACGGGGAUGGAAAUGCAAAUGGUCCAAACCUGGAAGAAGUUCUGCAAUGCGAGGCUGAGGUUUUGGCUGCAGAGAUACAAGAGUUGGAAGAAAGCGGUGAAUUUGACACCGCAGUCUUAGAAGAACUUGAAGCUGGAGUUGAACAAGCAGCUGAAUCCCUUGUCACUAUGCGGGAAGCUCGGUCCCGCAUCAACGAGAUCAAGCGGGAUCGCGGUUUUGGUCGCGCUCCUGCUGGGUCCAAACCAAAGCUGAAUGGGAAUCAGGUUGAAAAGAAGAAAACCAAGACGCAAUGCUGGGAUUGCGGUGAAUUUGGGCACUGGGGAGGAGACCCACAAUGCCCCAAGCCUGGGGCGGGACUUCACAAACCCAAGCAUGCUGGCAAACGCCCCGCUGUUCAGAAGCAUGUGAAGGUUGUUGAAAGCCUGAAUACAGAGCAUGUGCUGGAUGAGCCGCCCGUCUCCAACGAGAUCAACAUGGUUCACCACGAUAGCAUGCGAUUUGAGGAAGCCUUGGAAUCCUCAAAGCAGGAAGACAAGCCCGAGAAUGAGCUCUUCAGAUUUGGCAACGGGGGCACUCAGAGAAGCAGCGUGAGAUAUAGAUUGCCAGUGAUGGUUGGAAACAACUUGUUAGCAGUUUGGGUUAGCGUGGUGAAAGUUCCUAGCCUUGGUUUGCUGUUGGGACGUGACUUCUUGGACGGAAUUGGAGCCGUGAUUUCGUUUACCAAGCAGAAGCUGCGCCCUGACUUUUUGGAUGGCAAGCUCAUCAGUUUGUCCCAGGUCGCAGCUGGGCAUUUUGCUUUGAGCCUGGUGCCUUCGACUUGGCCGAGGCUCGGUGGUUUGAGAUGGCGUCGUUGGGGGCCUGAUGGAAUUUUAGAGCAACAGAUCACCUCACAAGCAUGGUUGUCACGCAAGUUGAACAUGUCAAAGCAGUUUGAAAAGCAUGGUGGCAGUCAUGAACAUUUGGUGACUGAGCAGGGUUUCAAUGCAGCACACCUGGCAGUGCUGACCUUUCCCAUGCCUGGCCCUUCGGUUCAAGCUAUGUCUCUCAAGACGCAGCCAUCACGAUCGACGACAUCUCCUACGAGUUCCGAAGUUGGUGUGCCGACUUCGACAUCGCCUGUGACGAGCCCUACUACCAGUCAUGGACCAAGCGCCAAAGGCCAAGGCAAGCUCCGAAAGCCGAUGGUGCCGAAUGGCACUCCGGCUGGCCAUUCGCGCUCAAUGGCACGCAUCUGGGACAUGGUGCUGGACAAGUCCUUGAUGAAGAAGCAUGGAGAAAAGGCCCUGACCAUGGGCUUGUGUACGGCCAAGAAUCUCCAAGAAUGCAGCGGUUUCCGCAACCGAGUUGGCUGGAAGUUGGCAUUCUUGGAAAGCCCCCUGUUGGAUGGCAUGCUCGCAGCCCGCUACAUGAAGGGCCAAGCUGCAAAGCUUCGCAAGGAGAUGUUGCGAGAAGCCAAGGAAGAGGCCGCCAAGUUGGAAGCAGCUGGAACGAAAGAGCAAGCCAUGCGACAGCUGAUCGGGCCGAAGGGCGGUCUGCCCACCCUCAAAGGAGACUUGCUCAAGCUGGGCGCUCUCCUCAACUUGGACUUGAACGACCAGAUGAAGGUCGAGCAGAUCAAAGAGGCCAUCAAGCCAAUGUUGGCAACUUUGAAAGGCGUCGCAACCUCCAGCAGCUCAUCAGACGCUGUGGACGCAAAAGCGAAAGUAGCUGCGAAGAGAGGAGCCAAACCAAAGACGCAAAGUGCGCCACCUCCACGUCCUCUUGCGGAUCAUCCUGCAGAACCUUCUCUCGCCUCCGCAAACACGACAGCAGAAAUCCAAGCAAUGUUGGCACAGCAAGAGCUGCGAUUCCAGUCCAUGAUGAAUCAGAUGAUGCAACACAUGGUGUCCUUGCAGCAAGUGCCAGCAGCUGCAGUCCCGAGGGAUUUCACAGACGAAGAGAUGCGCGAGAUCAACGCCGCUUAUGCGGACCAGCUGGAGGAGGAGCAACUUUGGGCAGUGCACGGAGAGGAGAUGGAAUGGAUGACACCGGCAGAGAGAGCCGCUCGGGCCGAUGGACUUCGAAUGCCCGAUGAACCCAGCACCUCGGAGUGGCGACUUGAAGCUGACCGCAUCAAAACCGGUCAAGCACAGCAGAUUGCCCAAGCCUGGCAAAAGCACAAACGUGACCAGGAGCUGAUUUCCAAGGGUGAUGUUCAUGCGGUGAUGCAAGCUGAAUGGAUGGGUGAGAUGGAAUCAUGCCUCAAUGAAUGUUUUGUCUCCUCACUUGUCCUGGCCCCUGGACUUCGGCCACCCCCUGAGCCUGACGGCGUCUUUGUCUCUGAGGUUUUCACGACAGUUCAGAGAACUAUCAAAGAAGCAGCCAACAAGGGCCAUUCAGUUGGCUCCGCCAUGUCACUUGAGACUGGUUGGAAUUUUCUGAAAGCAGCUGACCGCCAAGCUGCGAAGGAAGUGGUCAUGAAGGAAAAGCCUUAUUUGCUGGCUUUAGCAUUUCCCUGUGGACCUUGGUCUGCUUUGAUGAGAUUGAAUCCGUCCAAAGACCUUGCCCUACGGCGUGCUGAAGGACGUGUUCUCAUCAAGUUUGCAAUCGAGUUAGCCGAGCUGCAGCUUCAACAUGGCAGGCAUUUUCUUUUGGAAAACCCAUUGACAGCGGAGUCAUGGAGCCUGGCAGAGCUGAAGCGUUUUCUUCGGCGACUUGAAUGCCACCAAGCAGUUUUCGAUCAGUGCCGUUUCAAACUGCGUGGGCCAUCUGGACUUUUGCACAAGAAGCCCACGAAGGUUGUCACCAGCUCAGAGAAGAUAGCUGAUCGCUUGGAUGGCAAACGAUGCCACAAAGACCAUGAGCAUGAACAUGUGAUGGGAGGAUCACGUGUCACCGCUGCUGCUGGACUUUACACCAAAGAGCUGGCACGUGAGAUCAUCAAGGGCUUGGAGGAAGAGUUUGAAAAGACCUAUGGAUGUGGCUUCAUCCAUGAGACCUUGGCAGUUGAUGGAGCUGAAACUGAUGGCGACCUUGAAGACGCCUUGGAUCGCGAAGUCGAUCCCCCAGUGGAAUUCAGAGACAUCGAUGAAAGUGACGAUGAAGCUCAAGUUCUACCAGCAAACAUGAAAGUUUCAGCGGCGGUGAAAGAAGCCGUGAAGAAGCUUCACUGCAACACUGGCCAUCGCUCCAAUAGGCGCUUGGCUCGUUCACUCGCCAUUGCGGGUGCGCCACCUGAGGCGAUAGCAGCAGCUAAAUCGCUUCAAUGCUCCAUAUGCCAAGAGAGACGUCCUCCACGUGCCCGACGUCCUGCCACCUUGCCUACUCCAAAAGAUGCUGGAGACCAAGUUCACAUAGAUCUCUUUGAGUUGCAUGAUUUGGCUGAGAACCGUUUUUAUGUUGCUCAUGCGAUCGACAGUGUCAGCAAAUUUCAAAUGGCUGAAGUGCUCAAGGACAAAUCUGCUGACGCUGUGGUGAACUUCAUGGUUCGCCGAUGGAUGCCAAUCUUCGGCCCUCCGAGAGUUUUGGUGGCGGAUCAGGGACGUGAAUUCAUUUCUUGGAAGUUUGAAGAAAUGGCUGCACAGCACUCAAUUUUGCUGUGGCACACGGCAGUGCAAGCCCCCUGGCAGAAUGGUGUCUGUGAGAAAGGUGGUGGAAUUUUGAAAGCCAUCGCAACAGCAGUCAUCAAAAGCCAAUCCUUGCUUGGAGCUGACGAUGUCGACCUAGCCGUUCAAGAAGCAGUCAUGGCCUACAACAGCGACAUCAAUGAAGCUGGUGUCACACCGGCGCAGGCUGCAUUGGGCCGUCAGCCCCGGAUGAUUGGUGAUGUUUUGGGUGAUUUUGGACAGCGUUUGUCCGAGCAUGGUUUGGUCGAAUGCCGACCCUCAUUUGCCAGACAAGUUGCCAUGCGUGAAGUUGCAAAGCUUGCCAUGCUGAGGUUGCAUUUUUCAAGAGGUUUGAGAAGAGCUGAAAUGGCCAGGUCACGCACCCCAACUGUGACCGAUGCCCAAGCCUUGCAACCUGGUAUGAUAGUUUACUACUACCGCAUGAGCAAAUACAACAGCAAGACAGGUCCUUCGAAGCGCAAGCUCAGCCUGAAGCGUUGGCAUGGCCCUGGACUUUUAGUGGCCAUGGAAGGACACAGCAACUGUUUCAUUUCCCACAAGGGUCAACUUGUCAAAGCUGCAAUUGAGCAUGUUCGCAAAGCCUCCACUAUGGAGCAAAUCACCAUGGAAGAGUGGGAGUCUGCGAUACAAGAUGUUGUGGAAGCUGCAAUGAAUGACCGAGACGGUGGAGUUCAAGGCCCUCUAGUGGUUGAGCCUCCUGUUGAAGGUGGAGAAGCUUAUGGUGAUCAAGGUGUUGCCAGUCAACCUGCCGAAGCAUCCGCACCUGCUUCUGUUGCUCUCCAACCUCAAGAACUUGUUGCUGCCGUUGCACCGGCCUUGUCUCAACCUGUUGCCAGUGCUCCUCCAUCGAGACGUAGCAGUUUGUUGAGCAGCAUUCCUGGACUUCCAGCACAACCUUCCGUUGGACUUUCCAGGCCUCAAGUUGCACGCAGUGGUUCCAGAACGCCGAGAACGCCGAGAUCUCAGUUGCCCCGCAGCAGACCUGAAGCUGCUGCAAGCCAAGCCCCUAUUGAAGCUGAAGUUGUGGAUGAGAGUCGCAAGCGCGCCUCUGAUGUUCCAGUUGAACGUCUUCAAGAUGCUGAAGGCAACCCGCCUCCUGAAGCACCUGGAGAAUCCCAUGAAACCUUGAAGGUUUCCACAGUUUCAGAAAGACUGAAUGACUAUGAGCACCCGCUCAAGCAGAUCGUGCGCUUGGCCGAGCAAGACAAGAAGCAUCCGUUAGAUCAUGCGCCUGAUGAUCAUGGUUCUUGGGAUGGUCGUUGGCCGCUGCCAAGCAGAUCUGAAUGGAUGGCUCAUGAGCACUAUGGUAUUCCCUGGCCUUCUGGAAGUGCUGAAGUGAAUGCGGUGCAGACCGCGAGAAAAGAAUACAAGUGGCCUGAGAUGAAUGAAAGCUACAAGGAAAGUUUUCGCCUUGCAGCUGCUGAUGGCUGGCGAGUUUGGGUUGACAAUUCAGCUGUCGAAGUUCUUUCGCCAAAAGAAGCCCGAGAAAUUCGCCAGCGACUGAAGCUCCGUGGCGAAGGCCACAAGAUCCUGACACCGAGGUUCGUUUUCACAGACAAACACGACGGACUUCGCACCUCAACCAACAACCUUGGAUUGAAAGCCUCUGCAAGAUUAGUGGUUCCCGGAUACCGUGACCUGACAGCUCAUGUUUUGCGAAAAGACGCCCCGACGUGUUCAAGGGUGAGCUUCCACUUGCUGUUAGUUUUCACAAGUUCCCGGAGAUGGAUUUUGCUGAGCGCUGACGUGAAGUCAGCCUUCUUGAAAGGAGAAGAGUUUGCCCCAGGUGAGAGAGAACUUUACCUGGGCCAGAUCAAAGUCAGAUCAAAGUCAAAGAUGGCGAUGAACCGCUUCUACCUCUUGGUGAAGGCCAACUUGCAAGACUGA